Molecule: messenger RNA, 3025 nt
Organism: Erythranthe guttata (spotted monkey flower)
Lineage: Eukaryota; Viridiplantae; Streptophyta; Magnoliopsida; Lamiales; Phrymaceae
Product: hyperosmolality-gated Ca2+ permeable channel 1.8
Cellular component (GO): plasma membrane
Molecular function (GO): calcium-activated cation channel activity
Source: RefSeq, a predicted model, not a curated record
CGAGCACAAACAAAACCCCCACACUAUAUCCUAUUCUAUUUCUCUGUGCCGUAGAAAAUUCUCUUUCCUUUUGCUUCAGUUACCAAAUCCAGAAGCAACAAAUUUCAAUGGUCCCAACAAGUUUUUUCACACACACACACACACACACACAAAACACGCACUAGCAGACACGAACAAGAUGACCUAAUUUCCCACCUCAAAGAUUAAACUAUGUGUAACUGAAAGAGAUUUAAAAACCCACCUACUGUAAUAAUUGUGCAACACCUCAUUAAAGCACAAACAAAAAGCAAAAAAAAAAAUAUUCUCUCUCUCUCUCUCUCUCUCUCUAGCUCUCCUUCUCUGUUUCUCUCUCUAACUGUGUUUCUCUCUCUUGAGCAAUGGCGACACUUGAGGAUAUUGGGGUAUCGGCAAUAAUAAACAUACUGGGUGCUUUUGCGUUCUUGCUUGCAUUUGCUCUGCUGAGAAUUCAGCCAAUAAAUGACAGAGUUUACUUUCCCAAAUGGUACAUUGCUGGGAAGAGGACUAGCCCUAGGAGUUGGGGUGGUGUCGUGGGCAAAUUCGUCAAUCUCAAUAUUAUUACAUACUUCACUUUCCUUAACUGGAUGCCUCAAGCUCUCAAGAUGUCUGAGUCCGAGAUUAUUAGCCACGCUGGCCUUGAUUCUGCUGUUUUCUUGAGGAUUUACACUCUUGGCUUGAAAAUAUUCGGACCAAUCGCAAUAGCAGCACUUCUAGUUCUGAUCCCAGUGAAUCUCUCCGAUGGAACUUUGUCGUUUCUGCGCCGUGACUUGGUCGUCAGUGACAUCGACAAGCUCUCGAUAUCUAAUGUUCGUUCCGAGUCUAAUAAGUUCUUCGUCCACAUAGGAAUGGAGUACUUGUUCACUCUUUGGUCUUGUUACAUGCUCUAUAAAGAAUACGACAGAGUUGCGUCGAUGAGACUUAAGUUUUUGGCUUCACAAGGCAGACGUGCAGAACAAUUCACCGUUCUCGUUAGAAACGUGCCGCGUAUUUCUGGACGCUCGUUAUCAGAUAGCGUCGAAACCUUCUUUCAGCGAAAUCACCCCGAUCAUUAUUUAUGUCACCAGGCUGUAUACAAUGCGAAUAAGUUCGCGAAACUGAUAAGAAAACGAAACAGACUUCAAAAUUGGCUGGACUACAACCAGCUUAAGCAUGAGAGACAUCCAAACAAGAAACGGCCUACAACCGAUACGGGCUGCCUCGGACUUUGGGGCGAUGAGGUGGAUUCAAUCGACUACUACAAAGAGCAAAUUAAAUAUCUUGAUAGAAAAAUAACAAUGGAGCGCCAAAAAGUUCUAAAAGACUCUAAAUCCAUCACGCCAGCUUCCUUCGUUUCAUUCAAUUCAAGAUGGGGAGCAGCUGUUUGUGCACAAACACAGCAGAGCAAAAACCCGACACUGUGGCUAACAAACUGGGCGCCAGAGCCACGUGAUGUAUACUGGCAAAAUCUCGCUAUCCCGUUUUUCUCACUAAGUGUUCGAAAGCUCGUGAUUUCAUUAUCCGUAUUUGCAUUGGUCUUCUUUUACAUGAUACCUAUUGCAUUUGUCCAAUCGUUGGCUAAUUUAGAAGGGCUUGAAAAAGUUGCUCCUUUUCUCAGGCCAGUUAUCGAAUGGAAAUUUGCUAAGUCGUUUCUGCAGGGUUUUCUACCUGGACUUACUCUGAAAUUAUUUUUGUAUUUUCUUCCGUCGUUUUUAAUGGUGAUGUCGAAAAUAGAGGGACACGUGGCAGUAUCUGUGUUGGAAAGACGAACCGCUGCGAAAUAUUAUUACUUCAUGCUGGUCAACGUCUUUUUGGGCAGCAUUGUCACGGGAACGGCUUUUCAGCAGCUUCAUGCUUUCCUUCACGAAUCUCCCUCGCAAAUCCCUAGGAAUAUUGGUGUAUCGAUUCCGAUGAAGGCUACUUUCUUCAUAACAUACAUAAUGGUCGAUGGCUGGGCUGGCAUUGCUGGCGAAAUUCUCCGUUUAAAAUAUUUAGUGAUUUUCCAUUUAAAAAACAUGUUUAUUGUGAAAACCGAGAGGGAUUUGGACAAAGCAAUGAAUCCUGGAGGUGUCGAUUUUCCGGAAACUUUGCCGUGUCUUCAACUUUAUUUCCUUCUCGGACUCGUGUACAUGGUCGUCACUCCGAUUCUUCUUCCUUUUAUACUCAUCUUCUUCGCCUUUGCCUACUUUGUGUACCGUCAUCAGGUUAUAAAUGUGUACAACCAACAAUACGAGAGUGCCGCAGCAUUUUGGCCGCACGUACACGGUCGUAUUGUAGCGAGCUUACUUAUUUCUCAACUCCUCCUAUUGGGACUUAUCGGCACGAAAAAGGCGGCAAACUCCACUCCUUUGCUUGUGGUGCUUCCUAUAUUAACUCUCACUUUCCAUAAAUACUGCAAGAAUCGCUUCGAACCCGCAUUCCGAAAAUACCCUCUUGAGGAAGCAGUGUCGAAGGACGAACAAGAUCGUGCUACUGGAUCCGAAAUUGACUUGAAAUCUUACUUGGCGGAUGCUUAUCUCCACCCCAUUUUCCACUCGUUUGAGGAAGUCGAUUUGGUUGAAGUAAAAGUCGAAAACGCCCCUGCCCAACCACAAGCAGAAGCAAAAGCCCAUAUCGAAAGUUCUUCUCCGAGUGAGCUUAGUUCUCCCUCUCCUCACCAUGCACACCAUCUAGAAGACGAGCCUUCACAAACGGUGCAGCACUAUGAAUUUGAAGCGCCUCAUAGCGCGUACCACUACGAAGCCGAACAAAAUUAUACAGCUUAUCAUUACGAAGUUGAAUCGCAGAGUGACGUGUAUAGGUAUGAUAGUGAGCCACACUAUCAAUACUAUCACUAUUGAAGUUCGAUUUUUUUUUUCUUUUGUUUUUUUUUAAAUGUGAUUAAUUAGUUGUAAGUUCAACUUGUUAGAUAUAUAGAUUAAAUUUUUUGAUUUGCUGUAAGAUGUUGUAAGUAUUGUCAAUUGAUUGAUGUAAAUUUAAACAAGUUGUAAAAAUUUUGCACCUCGAUAUAUCUUCGUCUUGAUACUUCCAA